This is a messenger RNA of Morus notabilis, 575 nucleotides long. RefSeq lists its product as uncharacterized. The coding region runs from base 147 to 380 and encodes 77 amino acids. The transcript is spliced from 4 exons. Gene Ontology annotation, cellular component: chloroplast. The record is from RefSeq and is a predicted model, not a curated record. Lineage: Eukaryota; Viridiplantae; Streptophyta; Magnoliopsida; Rosales; Moraceae.
GAGAGUGAGAGACAGGGUAGAUAGAAGAGAGGGCAGGAGAGUUUUUUGAGCCUACAUUCUACACGAGCCUACCUUGGAAUGUUAAGCAGCACAUUGGAGUUCGGACCAUCUCUUGUCCCCAGAUCUCGAUCGUUUCGAAGUCCACAAUGGCCUCUCCAUCUGAUUCCUCCUCCCAGGAAGCUGCAACAAGGAAGCAAAACAAGGGACCCCCAUAUAAGUUCUUAGCGCCUCUCGUUUACGCCCCAGUUCUUCCUCUGAUUCGACUCUCGCUGCGGAAGAAUCCUGUUUUGAGGGAUCGUUUGUUUACCGCUGUUUUGGCCGGGGCUUUUGCUCAUGGCUUUUACUUGGUAACGGAUCUAUAUGAUAUAGAGAGCAAAUAAACUCUCCAGAUUUUAGAAAGCAGGUUUUGCAUUGGAUUUGCGUUCUUCUUAAUUGAUUCUUGGGAUCUCUGUGGACCUCUACACCCCAGUGACGCCUCAGCCCUGAGGACAGGAAAGAAGAUACGUUUUCUAGACAUUCAUCAAAUAAGUAGCGUAAGGACAAGUUUGGAUUUUUAUUUUUAUUUUUAUUUUUUU